GAUGAUGACACCCGCCUGCCAAUGUACAACAUUAUCGUUCCGUCGAACGCUCCCAUUCCGACGCUGCUCCAGCAUCACAUUGACCACGUCGUCAACGCCCCGCGAGCGUCCUCUUCCCCGGCGGCGAAGAAUAUCCGACGCGAUCAGCCGAGGGCAGAGGCUGCGACGAACGAACACACGGCUAUAGAUAUUCUGAAGGACAAUGUCCUGUUCAAAGCAGAAGCGGCUGGCGGCGAGCGAUACGUGGACCAAGCACGGAACAUCAACUUGCUUCGGAGGCACUUGCCGUCAGCGCCCUCGGACUUCGUUGAACAAAUAUACGGCGCGCUUACACAACCUCAGCCUAACACUGCCGUGGGUUACAUCACCGAGAGAGCUGCACGCGGUGCGAGUGUGCACGCACCCUUCAGCAUUCAAGAGGAGGCAGUUCUCAACGUUCACGCUGUUUGCGAGGGCCUCCACUUUCCCUUCCUGACAUGUCAAUGGAAAAGCGCCAAAAGCUCACAAGGCCAUUGGCAUGCUGAGCGGCAAGGUGCUCGAGACGGCGCCACCCUCGUGAAUGCUAUCCACAAAUAUCUGACCUGUGCUGGCAAGGAUCCCACCGUCGUCGAGACUUGCCACUGGUCUUUGACCUGUGACAUCUCUUCCAUCAAUCUUUUUGUACAUUGGCGGGCCGAAGAGAACGGGAUUGCAAAAUUCCAUAGCAAGAAAGUGGAGCAGGAGUUUUUGCACGACUUGAAGGAUCCGGAGAAUCCCGCCAUUGUCAGGAUGCGACGUCUGCUACGCAAUAUUCUCAACUACAGCCUCGGCACACGGCUCACCAUGAUUCGAGACGCUAUUCCAGCCAUUCAAGCU
This is a messenger RNA of Trematosphaeria pertusa, 855 nucleotides long. RefSeq lists its product as uncharacterized. The transcript has a single exon. The annotation marks the transcript as partial. Lineage: Eukaryota; Fungi; Ascomycota; Dothideomycetes; Pleosporales; Trematosphaeriaceae. The record is from RefSeq and is a predicted model, not a curated record.